Molecule: messenger RNA, 1014 nt
Organism: Cucumis melo (muskmelon)
Lineage: Eukaryota; Viridiplantae; Streptophyta; Magnoliopsida; Cucurbitales; Cucurbitaceae
Product: chloroplast processing peptidase-like
Exons: 6
Coding region: 235-801 (188 amino acids)
Biological process (GO): thylakoid membrane organization
Cellular component (GO): chloroplast thylakoid membrane
Molecular function (GO): serine-type endopeptidase activity
Source: RefSeq, a predicted model, not a curated record
AAAACUUGUGAAGUUUGAAGAAUGAAGAACAUAGUCUCGAUUAAAUGCGUUUGAAGAACAAAAUCACUGUACCAACUGAUUUUUCUCCACUCCCUCACUUUCCCAGAAACUUACACACGAAGUCACUUCCUCCUCUUUCUCUUCCAUUUUCUCCAAUUUCAAUCCUAAUUCCAUUGCACCUCCUCCAUUCUCCACACUUCCUCUACACCUUUCCUCUCUUUUCUCAUAUCUGGAAUGAGCUUUUUGAGGCCCUUUCUGUUUUACUCUUCGCUGCGAUGGAUGAUUUUUCACAGUUGGGGUUUUCCCAGAUGGCCUGGGUUUGACGGUUUCCUUAGAUUUAUUGUCCUUUUGAUCUUGUGGUCUAUGCUUUUGGAGAUUCAUUCCAUUCCUUCCUCAUCAAUGUAUCCAACUCUUCGUGUCGGCGAUCGAAUUCUUGUCGAGAAGGCCUCUUAUUUCAUCAGAAAUCCUUCUAUAAAUGACAUUAUUACCUUCCAAGACCCGACACAGCAAUCUGGAUGCAGAGAAGAAAACAUUGUUGUAAAGAGAGUUGUGGCCAAAGCGGGAGACACAGUUGAGGUUUUUCAGGGAUGCCUCUAUGUCAAUGGGAUUGCUCAGGAUGAAAGCUUCUUACGGGAGCGGCCAACAUACACCACAAAGUCAACUCAAAUUCCAGAAGGCCAUAUUUACGUGUUGGGUGACAACCGCAACAACAGCUACGACUCCCAUAUUUGGGGACCUCUGCCCAUCAAAAACAUCAUAGGGAGAUGCCUCUGUUCAUGCCAUAAACCAACAAGUAAAUGAUACAUUGAACAAAUUGAAAUGAGGUCAGAAACAUUAUUCUAUUUGUAUGUGAUAAAUUAUUUUAGUUCCACAUUCUCAUGUAGGAUUAGGCUUGUUUGGUAUGGAUAUGAAUACUAAAGAAACAUUUUAUUCAUUCUUAUGUGUGGUCCAUAAAUUUGUGUAUUAGCUGUGAUGGAAGUUAGAGUUAUUCUUUUUAUUAGUUAUCUUUAACAA